Molecule: messenger RNA, 156 nt
Organism: Echinococcus granulosus
Lineage: Eukaryota; Metazoa; Platyhelminthes; Cestoda; Cyclophyllidea; Taeniidae
Exons: 2
Coding region: 1-156 (51 amino acids)
Source: RefSeq, a predicted model, not a curated record
AUGAAUUUCACCCUGAUAAGCAAGCACAAUACAAUCGCUUCUCUGGAGGCGUCGAAUGACAAAUUGGAGGCCUUAGAAGGGCACGAAGAGGAUUUAACGGCAUGUCAGGAGCAGGCUGCCACCAUAGUGGUCAUUAAUGGGCCUAAUACUCUUUGA